This is a messenger RNA of Cyclospora cayetanensis, 2661 nucleotides long. Its product is annotated as V-type proton ATPase subunit a3. The transcript is spliced from 6 exons. Bases 4 to 2661 code for a protein of 885 amino acids. The record is from RefSeq and is a predicted model, not a curated record. Gene Ontology annotation, cellular component: vacuolar proton-transporting V-type ATPase complex; vacuolar proton-transporting V-type ATPase, V0 domain. Lineage: Eukaryota; Apicomplexa; Conoidasida; Eucoccidiorida; Eimeriidae. Gene Ontology annotation, biological process: vacuolar acidification; proton transmembrane transport. Gene Ontology annotation, molecular function: proton-transporting ATPase activity, rotational mechanism; ATPase binding.
AAGAUGUCGACCUUGCGGAGCGAGCCGAUGGUGCGGGGUACGAUGGUACUUCCCUCCUCGCUUCCUGUCGCUCAUGAAAUGUUGGAGAGGAUAGGGCGCCUGUCAGCUGUUCAAUUUGUAGAUAUGCAGGCGAAUGCUCUCGUCAGGCCGUAUAACAACUACAUUCAGCGAAUCGAGGAGAUGGAGAGGAUCAUUCGCUUCCUUCACGAGGAAAUAAGGUGUUUGGAGCUAGCCACGGCAGCGACGAGAGGAGGGGAUACCGCUCCGCUAGUGGUGAAGGCGCCGAAAGGCGGCCAGAGUUUCCUCGAGAACGGAAAAGGGUAUAUCCUGGAUCGCGUGGAGGAGGCGCUGAGUCGUCUGUAUGCGCAAUUCGUGCUAUUCAAGGGCAACAAUACAAAUUUGCAGAACGAGAAGAAUGCAGCGUUGGAAGAACAGUGCGUCUUGCAGGUGGCGGUGCAACAGCUCAGGGUCGGUGGGGCCGGUGGAAACACACUGUACGGACAGGGUCCUGGAAGGGGUUUUUCGGGGGGCCCCCCUGCUGGGGGCCCCCGUGGGGAUUUCCAGGAAGAUACGGAAGACAUUGAAGACGGCCGCAACUUGUUGUUUCCGCAGUCAGGAGAUGAGUUCAUGAGUCUUUCCGCUUCUAGCAAGACGGGAGAGAACGCGGCUGUGUCUGCUGUCGCGGGGAUGAUUGCACUUCAAGACAUUCCACGCUUCCAGCGCACGCUCUUCAGGUCUACUAGAGGCAACGCCUUUUCCUUCUUCCAACCGACAGAUCAGAAGUUCACGGAUCCCAAGACAGGAGCAGAUCUCCAGAAAAACGUCUUUGUGGUGUAUCACCAGGGAAGCACGCAGUCCCUUUUGCAUGAAAAGAUCAAGAGAGUCUGCUUGGCGUUCAACGGCCAUUGUUAUCAGUGGCCUUCCACUCUCCGUCAAGCGAAGGAAAGACUGGACGCAUUGACGGAUGUCAUACGGGAUAAGGAGAAGGCCCUUGCCGCAUACGAAAACUAUUUCCUGGGGGAGAUCUCCACGCUUUUAGACAUUCCAAGGGAGGGCAGCUCCUCACUCAUUGAGGAAUGGAGGAUGUUCUGUCAGAAGGAAAAGGCCAUUUAUGCGGCGCUCAACUGCUUUGAGGGCAGAGAUAUGACACUGCGGUGUUCAUGUUGGAUUCCCAAGGCGAAGGAGGAAAGCGUGAGGAUGGUCCUCAAGUCAAUGAAGACGGAGGGCGACGAACAGGGGUCGGCGUUCCUUCUCACAGAGAAGCAGUUCUCUAACGCAAUGCCGCCAACCUUCUUCAAGUCAACGGAGUUCACGGACCCGAGCCAAAUGCUUGUGGAUACUUACGGCGUCCCCCGCUAUCAAGAGGCGAAUCCAGCCUUCCUUGCUUCCGUGACUUUUCCCUUCUUGUUUGGCGUGAUGUACGGCGAUAUUGGGCACGGUGGUAUUGUCUUCCUCCUCGGCCUGUAUCUUCUUUUCUUCAGUGACUACCUCAAGAAAAACGGAGGCAUGUUUGCGUCGUUUGUACCGUAUCGAUAUCUCCUUGCUCUGAUGGGUUUCUUCGCCUUUUAUGCUGGCUUCCUCUAUAAUGACUUGUUCGCCUUGGGUGUCGAUAUAUUCGGGACUACUUGGACGGAAGAUGGACACGAGGAGAUCAACGGCGGUAUCAGACUACGACGAAUUGGCGAGAAGACGUACCCGUUUGGAGUAGAUCCUGCGUGGAAGGGAGCCACCAACGAGCUGCUCAUGAUGAACUCGAUCAAAAUGAAAUUGUCGGUUCUUAUUGCGGUGGUGCACAUGGGGGUCGGCGUGUUGUUGAAGGGUUUGAAUGCGAUUCACUUCAAGGACAAAUUGGACUUCUUCUUCGAGUUUAUUCCCCAGUUUAUUUUCCUCAUGACCCUCAUCGGAUAUAUGAACUUCAUGGUGCUCUACAAAUGGGUGACGCCUCUUACCCACAACAAGCCCAACCUCAUCAGUGCCAUCAUCAACAUGUGUAUGAUGGGUGAAGUAACGCCAGACGAGGAGCUCUACCCGAACCAACAGACCGUGGAGAGGGUCCUCUUGGUGCUUAUCGUCCUGACGGUUCCAGUCAUGUUCUUAGUGAAGCCGACGAUACUGCUGCUCAAAAGCAAGCAGAAGAAGGCCAGCAGCAAGAAGAUCGACAUGGCUCUAGGAGAUCACGACCCCGAAGCUGGAAGCAACAAUGAUCACAACUCUGGACUGGCGCACCACCAGUCUUCCGGAGCAGGCGGAGGCCAGGGUGACGAACACGAAGAUGCAGGAGCGGGAGACCUCUAUAUCUUCCAGAUGAUUGAAACGAUCGAGUUUGUGCUAGGCACCAUCUCCAACACGGCUUCCUAUCUUCGUCUGUGGGCUUUGUCGCUGGCUCACCAACAGCUCUCUCUUGUGUUCUACUCCCAAACAGUUGUUCGGGCACUGACAAUGUCGGAUAGCACCGCGCUUGUUGCUGUUGUGUUGUUCUUCGUCUUUGCCCUCUUCGCUUUCAUCACCUUUGGGGUCAUUCUCUGUAUGGAUCUGCUAGAGGUCUCUCUCCACGCCCUUAGGCUGCAGUGGGUUGAGUUUCAGAACAAAUUCUUCAAGGGAGACGGCUACAAGUUCGAUCCCCUGGACUUCCUUGCCGUUGUUAAGCCCAAAGCAUCAUGA